CUCAGCGAGUACCCUACACUUUGAAUACUGUAUUCUGUACCUUGGAUUUAUAGUCGUGUUGUAUACCUUGUUACAAUAAAAGUAUUGAUCAUGGAGGUGAUGGAAGAAGGUCAUGUUAUGGACAGGAUACGCAUCCUGCUCCAAAGGGAUUCUGAAUACUAUGAGCAGAAUCAGUCUAUUUUGCAAGAGAAUUUAUGCAGCGGUAUUGUCGGAGGAGUUCUGGACUUCCCACAUCAUGCGUCGUUCGCAUCAAUCAAAAUGGUUCGUUGGUGGGAAGAAGAGCAUUAUGCCACCUUCAGGAUUCCGUCAGGAAUUUUACAAGGAACAAAGGAUGAUAUAUCUGUUGAGAGUGAAGAGGGCACAGCGGACGUACCCCAAGCUGCUCCCUCCGCUCUAGUUAGCUUGGUUGCUGAGUCAUCGGCACAGCUUCUUGAACACUUGCACACACUCACUCAGGAAGCUCUUGAUCAUGCCGAUCUACAGGUACUCACUGGAACUCUUGGCGCGGCAGCGCUCAUGAAAAAUACAUGCUGGGUCUACAAUCAACAACUUGCAACAGCUAAUUUGGAUUUGUCACUGACUAAUAGUUAUAAACAGUUUGGCGAGAUGGCAGAGUCGUUAGCAGAGAGACUGCUGGAUUUGCACUGCAGACUGGUGUCGUUGUAUGUUUUACAAGAUGCUGAUUGCCUCAACUGGGAACAUCAUCAACCAUUCUUUGAAGGGGAAAGAGGAUCUUUUGUCAUUCAGAUGUGGUGGUUGUACAUGCAAGGAACAAGAGAGGAUCUUUGGACCACAGUGCCACCCAAAAUGGCACAACGUGUAUUUGCAGGAAUGCUCAAUGAAUCUCUCACAAUUCUUGUGGUGCGAUAUAUGCAGGCGAAAACAAGUGCGGCCCGCGCUUCACUGCUGGUGACUGAUGUGGCGAACCUGCUGUUCUGCGUUCGACAACUGCUGCCGCCGAUUUGCUCCUCGGGCGACGAACUGGCCGGCUGUCAGUCGCAGUCACAUGUCGUUCGCGACGUGCACGCCAAGUGCCAUUUCCUGCUCACCUGUCUCCUACUAAGGGGCGCUCCUCUUGCCAUUCUCUACAAGGUUUUCCACAAAGGACUGGACUCUGGGUUGGGAUGCUUGACCAAACUGGCACAGCCUUCCAUAUCUCCAUGGAUAGUUCUGAGCUCAGUGGAGAAAUUGGCACUAGCAAUCCCAAGCUGCCGGUCGCUGCCGGCCACCGAUGCCAUAUCGCUCGAGCUCAAUGUGCUCCUCGCUCAACCUCAACCUCUGUGGCCACUUAUUCUCAAGGUUUUGAUGAUGAGGAAUUGCUGGGUGGCUUCUAAAAUUAUGCUGCAUCUUGUCGAUGAGCCAUGCGUAUUUGGAGAAAACUCUCAAGUUGAUAAUAAGUGCUCAGGUUUCAUGUGUAGCGGAGACUGCAUGUUGCCUAGAAUCACUGUCCAGCAGGCGUUACUCUACAUUGUAAUGAGUAUCGGAACAACAAAUGAUAUGUCAAAUACUCUUAUGCCAAUGCUUGAGAAAACACGACAGUCUUGGGGUUCAUCUCUCGAUAAGAAUCAGGUUUGGAAUCAGAAAAGACCAGACUGGCUGGAAGCUCUGAUAGUCCCAUUGGCUCAGCCUCUAGAGCCAGUAGUGGCUGCCCUCAACAGAGCAUUUGCGGACGGAGCGAGCACGGAGCAAGGCGUGGAGUUGAGCAUGCUGCUACUGGGUCGCAUGACCAAUUGCCUGCCACCUGGCAUCCACGCAUGCGCACUCAUGGUCGAGGACACACUGUCGGCGGACAUCAGUCCGAUGGGUGACCACGUGCUGGUGCAGCUUCUCGUCGCCGCCCUCUACAAGCAGAUGCCCGACUCGCCGCUGGCCGAGGCUCUCUGCAGCCUCCAGCCCAAACAGCUCAUGCCGCUUGUCAAGUGUGUCAAGGAAUUGGAACCAGUUGAAGCGCCAAUUUAUGAUGUGGAGUCAUCACCUCAUGUAUGUGAAGUUCAAGUCAGUCAACUGCUUCUCACACCAACCGGACGUCAUUCUUUGAAAGCUGUACACGAGUACUUGAAAACUAAAUGCGAAUGGCUACUGAGAUUGGUGGGUCAAACUCCUCCUCCAACCAAUUCCAACAAUCUACUCUACACGAUGUUUCAUGUUGGAGGGAAACCAUUUGAUCAGAUUCUAUCUGGAUCGUGGAGCCCAGAUUGGAUGUCACUGUUCCAAUCGCCAUUGGGCCUGACAGCGAAGACCAUCUGGGACCAACUGAAACUGAGAUCUGAGUUUUGGGAGGAUUGUCCACUGAACGAUCAUGAUGCCACGGUGGUGGCUAAACUCAAAACAUUCUUCACAUCGCAAAUGAGUGAAUAGACUCUUUCCACAAAAAUGUUGGUUUUAUCAAUGUAUUAUAUUGAUUUACAAUCGAAGGCGUGGUUUUCUUUCCAAAUGCAGUAGAUAAUGCGUUUUGCAUGAGGUUCACGAACUGCAUGACAUUUUUUCUUCUUAUUUUCUCUAUGUCUAUCUUGUUUUUAGAGUAAUCCACAUUUUUACUGUACUCAUCUAUCAUAAUAGUUUUAGUUUUACGUUAAUUUACAGUGCAUUCAUAUACAGUGCUAUUUUGAACCACAAGUUUCACUUGUCUCAGCGACAAAAAAAAGCGACUUCAAUUUUGAAGAGCUCCUUAAUAUGUUAUAUUAAUAAUGAAUUCAUGUUCACACAUUGAACAGCAAAAUGGGUUAUUAAAUUGGUUAAAUUUUGAGGUGAAUUGGUCAUAAAUAAAUUGAAAUUGAUAGAUAUAAUAUUACAGCUUGUUGAGCAAAAUUAUGAGUUAUUCCUGUAGGCUACUGAGAUGCUUUGUCUAAACAAUCAAAGAAUGCAAGUUAGACUAAAAGUUCUGAAUUA
This is a messenger RNA of Nilaparvata lugens (brown planthopper), 2889 nucleotides long. RefSeq lists its product as uncharacterized. The coding region runs from base 91 to 2358 and encodes 755 amino acids. The transcript has 15 exons. The record is from RefSeq and is a predicted model, not a curated record. Lineage: Eukaryota; Metazoa; Arthropoda; Insecta; Hemiptera; Delphacidae.